CCUGCCACCUAGAUAUGAAGACAACACUUCUCUUUCUUUGUUCUCUGUUUUGUUUACCACGGAGGGUUUUGGUGUUUGUUCCUUUUUAUAGCAGAGGUAAUGAUUGGUACCAACCACCCUCGGAUUGGUCGACAGGUAGUUUAUGGCCAACAUCCAUAGGCUCCGAGUGGUCACCCUCUUCUUCUACAAGCAUGGGAGGAAAUUUCUGGAACUCACAAUCAUCGGAUCGGUCAAUAGGUAAUUUCUGGAACUCACAAUCUUCGGAUGGGUCGAUAGGUAGUUUAUUGCCAACAUCCAGUGGCUCCGAGUGGCCACCCUCUUCUUCUACAGGCAUGGGAGGUAAUUUCUUGGACUCACCAUCUUCGGAUCGGUCGACAGGUAAUUUCUGGAACUCACAAUCUUCGGAUGGGUCGAUAGGUAAUGUCUUGGACUCAUCAUUCUCGGAUUGUUCGCAAGCCCAUGGAUUCUUGGGGGAAGAGUCCCGGUCACUGCACAGUGAAGUGUGUGAUCACUGUCAUAUGCUGGAGAGAAAAUACGGUCACGGAUGUGGAGACAGAUGUAACAAAUUUCAAACAUGUCGGGAGCUUCAAAAAUGCAGUAGCAGAUUGACAGGAAGUCAUUGGCACAGACAUCACGAUUUCCCUGACCAUUUAGUGUGUUCGUUUUGCAAAUGCGUUGCCAGACGAGAUGGACAUCCAGAGCCUGAACGUGUUUGUUCUUUGUACUGUACUAAAAAAUUUUUGAAUAGAGGGAGAUUGUUAACUCUUUAGAGCAUUAAAAAAAGAAUAUUACAAAACAGUU
Messenger RNA from Saccostrea echinata, 801 nucleotides. RefSeq lists its product as uncharacterized. The coding region runs from base 15 to 770 and encodes 251 amino acids. NCBI's taxonomy places the organism in Eukaryota, Metazoa, Mollusca, Bivalvia, Ostreida, Ostreidae. The record is from RefSeq and is a predicted model, not a curated record. The transcript is spliced from 12 exons.